Messenger RNA from Prorocentrum cordatum, 479 nucleotides. The record is from the annotation of a GenBank genome assembly. NCBI's taxonomy places the organism in Eukaryota, Dinophyceae, Prorocentrales, Prorocentraceae.
GAGUGCGCACGCCCACGCUCCACCUGAACCGCGGGCCGCAGGAGCAGAGGCGCACGGGGCACGAGACGCCGAGCUCGUCGAGCGUCACCCCGCUCGACCCGCGGCUGUUGUACACGCCGGGCACCACCGGCCAGCGCAUCGCCUGGGACGAGCUCAGCCAGUACCUGUGCGGCCAGAGCUGCUGGGACGAGUCCGGCCGGCGCGGAGCCAGGUGGUGGCGACCGGAGGGCGAGGUCCCCCCGAUCCUGGACGACAGGCAGGCUGCGGCUCUGGCCGCGGUGAACAGCACCUGCACCCCCUCGCGCAGCGCCUUGGUCCCGCCCGCCGCCGUCCGGGGCGUCGCGCCCCAUGGCGGCCGUGCCAAGCUCGAGGCCCUCGAGACAGUCGAUGGUGGCACUCGCCUGGGCCGCGCGGCUGGUGAUCCUGUUCGGCAUUGCUGUGCUCACCUGCGCGUCGACGGUGAGUGGCGAAGCCUUUAG